Prinia subflava (tawny-flanked prinia) is the source of this 665-nucleotide messenger RNA. RefSeq names its product sodium/iodide cotransporter-like. Gene Ontology annotation, cellular component: membrane; extracellular exosome. NCBI's taxonomy places the organism in Eukaryota, Metazoa, Chordata, Aves, Passeriformes, Cisticolidae. The transcript is spliced from 5 exons. The record is from RefSeq and is a predicted model, not a curated record. The annotation marks the transcript as partial. Gene Ontology annotation, molecular function: sodium:iodide symporter activity. Gene Ontology annotation, biological process: sodium ion transport; iodide transmembrane transport.
CUCUCACCUACGGCACCUCGUGCAUCACCGUGGCCGCUCUGUCCUCGCUGCUGGGGGGGGGCGUCCUGCAGGGCUCGUUCACGGUGAUGGGGGUGAUCAGCGGGCCCCUGCUGGGCGCCUUCGUGCUGGGAAUGUUCCUGCCCCGCUGCGGGACCGCCGGGGUCCUGGCAGGCCUGGCCGUGGGGCUGGCGCUGUCCCUGUGGGUGGCCGUGGGUGCCACCCUGUACCCGCCCAGCGCGGCCACCAUGGGGGUGCUGCCCACCUCGGGGACGCUGUGCCUGCCCCUCAAUGUCACCAACGCCACCGCAGCCACCGCCCUGCCCGCGCCACCCCCGGAGCCGCUGCGCCCGGCCGUCCUGGGCGAGUUCUACUCCGUGUCCUACCUGUACUACGGCGCCUUGGGGACCCUGGGGACCGUGGGGACAGGGGCGCUGCUCAGCCUGCUGCCAGGGCCAGCCCGGCAGCGCCACUGUCCCCAGGGUGUGCUGUGGUGGGACAUCGUCAGGGCCGCGCCCUCGGGUGUCCCCAAGGGUGACAACAGCCCCGGGGACACACCCCCGGACAAGGCCCGGGUGACCCAGGGGCUGCUGGAGAGGCCCCACGGGGAGGGGACACCCUCGUGUGACCCCCCUGGGGGUGGCACUGUUACUGAGAGCGACGUGUAG